Molecule: messenger RNA, 4253 nt
Organism: Hylaeus anthracinus
Lineage: Eukaryota; Metazoa; Arthropoda; Insecta; Hymenoptera; Colletidae
Product: 116 kDa U5 small nuclear ribonucleoprotein component
Exons: 8
Coding region: 256-3198 (980 amino acids)
Biological process (GO): mRNA splicing, via spliceosome
Cellular component (GO): U2-type catalytic step 2 spliceosome; cytosol; U4/U6 x U5 tri-snRNP complex
Molecular function (GO): U5 snRNA binding; translation elongation factor activity; GTP binding
Source: RefSeq, a predicted model, not a curated record
UAGUUUGUUCGUAUUGCUUCGUAUAUCAUAACCAUGAUAACCAAAACCAUUUAUAAAUACAAUAUCGCUUGAACGUUUGUUGUAAAUAGUACUAAUUUUGGUGAACGCUCAGGCUUAUCAAUCACAAUUUAUAAAUAUUGUGUUAUAUUUAAUGGAAUUAAGUAGUUGUUAAUUUCUCCUUUUGCAACAUUACGCGUGACCGGUUAUUUGUCAGUUUUAAGGUUAUAUUCUUUUUUAAAUUAGUGGAGUCUCACUAUGGAUGCGGAUCUAUAUGAUGAAUUUGGAAAUUACAUUGGUCCUGAUUUAGCCUCUGAUAGUGAAGAUGAAAACGAAUAUGGAAAUGCUGGAGAUGAUAUUGAUGAUAGAGAACGUUCAGAUGAGGAGAUGGAGGAGGAUAAAGAUGAAUCUAGAGAUCAAUUAGAACAAGGCAAUUCUAUGGCAGUUGUAUUGCAUGAAGAUAAAAGAUAUUAUCCUAGUGCAUUAGAAGUUUACGGACCAGAGGUUGAAACACUGGUGCAAGAAGAAGAUGCCCAGCCAUUGGACAAACCAUUAAUAGCACCGACCAGAAAACCCAAAUUCCAAAUAAAACAACAGCAACUUCCAGAUACAACAUACAGUAUAGAAUUUCUGGCUGAUAUGAUGGAUGCACCACAUCUGAUACGAAAUGUUGUUUUACUUGGUCACUUACAUCAUGGCAAGACCACUUUAGUUGAUUGUUUAGUAAGACAGACUCAUCCCUAUCUACACAGUGUGACAGAUGAAAAACCACUAAGAUACACAGACACGCUAUUUACGGAGCAACAGCGAGGCGUAUCAACAAAAGCAACACCCGUCACUCUGUUGCUGCAAGACGUGAAAUCCAAGUCUUAUCUUUUAAACAUAUUCGAUACCCCUGGUCAUGUAAACUUUUCCGACGAGGCGACAGCAGCCAUACGUUUAUCCGACGGUGCAAUAUUAAUCGUAGAUGCUGCUGAGGGUGUAAUGUUAAAUACGGAACGUCUACUGAAACAUGCGCUGCAAGAAAAGCUCGCGUUAACAGUUUGCAUAAAUAAGAUAGACCGACUAAUCUUGGAGCUGAAAUUACCACCGUUAGAUGCGUAUUAUAAAUUGAGACACAUCAUCGAAGAAAUCAAUGGACUGAUAGCGCUCUAUUCUGACAAUGAAAAUCCGUCCUUUGUGUCGCCGGCGAUCGGAAACGUUUGCUUCGCCAGUUCGGAGUAUAACGUUUGCUUCACCCUCAAAUCCUUUGCCGCACUCUACGCUAAGACACAUCUCACGUUAAACGCCAACGAGUUUGCGAAAAGAUUAUGGGGCGAUAUAUACUUCAAUUCUAAAACACGGAAGUUUACCAAGAAACCGCCACACAAUACGGCACAGCGCAGCUUUAUCGAAUUUAUUCUCGAGCCGUUGUAUAAAAUAUUCGCGCAGGUUGUCGGUGACGUCGAUACUACUCUACCCGAUGUGUUAGACGAAUUAGGCAUCAGAUUAACAUCAGAGGAAAUGAAGAUGAACAUCAGACCUCUAUUGAGGCUCGUUUGUACACGUUUCUUAGGAGACAUGUGCGGACUGGUUGAUAUGUGCGUAGCUCACGUUCCCAGUCCUCAAUCGCACGCACCUGUGAAGGUUCAGCACGUGUAUACAGGCCCGAUGGAUUCGCCUUUAGCACAGGAUAUGGUCAGAUGUGAUCCUGAUGGAAGGUUGAUGAUUCACAGCACGAAAAUGUACCCUACCGAAGAUUGCACACUAUUCGUAGUCCUCGGAAGGGUGAUGUCUGGUACCUUGGAAGCAGGACAACGCGUCCGAGUAUUGGGCGAGGCGUAUUCGCGCACCGAUGAAGAAGAUUCCCGUGUGCUUACCGUCGGCAGAUUAUGGAUCAGCGAGGCUCGUUAUUCGAUAGAGCUGAACAGAGUUCCAGCCGGCAAUUGGGUUCUCAUCGAGGGCAUAGACAGACCGAUCGUUAAAACGAGCACGAUCACCGAUCUCAACAGUUCGGACGACCUACACAUCUUCCGGCCGCUGAAGUUCAAUACGCAGAGUGUGAUCAAGAUCGCGGUGGAGCCUGUGAAUCCGUCGGAAUUGCCAAAAAUGCUGGACGGUCUGAGAAAGGUGAACAAAAGUUACCCUCUGUUGGGCACCAGAGUCGAAGAAAGUGGUGAACACGUGGUAUUGGGAACUGGAGAAUUGUACUUGGAUUGCGCGAUGCACGACUUGCGUCGCAUGUACUCGGAGAUCGACAUUAAAGUGGCGGAUCCUGUAGUUGCUUUCGCGGAGACAGUAGUGGAAACAAGCUCGCUGAAAUGCUUCGCCGAGACGCCAAAUAAGCGCAACAAAUUGACGAUGAUCGCCGAGCCGCUCGAAAGAGGACUCGCGGAAGACAUAGAGGCAGAACACGUUCGAAUUACGUGGAACAAGAAACGACUGGGAGAGUUCUUCCAAACAAAGUACGACUGGGAUUUGCUGGCUGCCCGAAGCAUAUGGGCGUUUGGUCCAGACGCCACAGGACCCAAUAUUCUAGUAGACGACACCCUUCCAUCGGAAGUAGACAAGUCGUUACUGAACAGUGCACGAGAUGCUAUCAUUCAAGGCUUCCAGUGGGGCACUCGCGAAGGUCCCCUCUGCGAGGAACCGAUUCGUAACGUGAAGUUCAAGAUCCUAGACGCAGUCAUUGCCCAAGAACCUCUUCAUCGGGGAGGUGGGCAAAUUAUUCCGACAGCGAGAAGAGUAGCCUACUCUGCUUUCCUCAUGGCGACACCGAGGUUGAUGGAACCUUAUUUGUUCGUCGAAGUCCAAGCACCGGCAGAUUGUGUGUCGGCCGUGUACACGGUAUUGGCCAAGAGAAGAGGCCACGUGACCCAAGACGCCCCCGUUCCCGGAAGCCCGUUGUACACUAUUAAAGCAUUUAUACCAGCGAUCGAUAGCUUCGGGUUCGAGACCGACUUGCGAACACACACGCAAGGUCAGGCGUUCUGCUUGUCCGUGUUCCACCAUUGGCAGAUCGUUCCCGGUGAUCCGUUGGACAAGAGUAUCACGAUUCGACCGCUCGAGCCACAACCGGCCACACACUUGGCCAGAGAGUUCAUGCUGAAAACACGAAGGCGGAAAGGCUUAUCGGAAGACGUAUCCAUCAACAAAUUCUUCGACGAUCCUAUGUUGCUCGAGUUGGCGAGACAAGAUGUGCUUCUUAAUUAUCCAUUGUAAUGAACAGUUGUUGUAAUAAUUCCACUGAUUAUUUAGUGUACAAACGUAACAUUAAAGAACUAAUUUUAUAUAAAAGCUGGUCUCCUUGUAUCCUCCUUGCUUCGCAUUAUCACGAUUAUUACGUGGGUAAAGACGCUUCGGCGAUAACAUAGAAAAUACAGAAUGGACAGAGAAUCGAAAUACAAAUAAAUGUAAUAAUUGCGUGUAAACUUCCUUGAACAUACGAGGCAUAUGAGCAUCGUUACCCAACCUAUAACGUCGUUAAAUAUUGCAAGUAUCACAGGUUAAACUACGAUUCUGAUAUGUUAGAGAUGCGGUUUGCUGAAGAAACGAUCGAUAGAAAGAUUGAUUUAUAAAAUCAAAUCGGAAUUUUGUCGAAUAGUAACGGGACGGUCGAGUAAAAGAAGACGUAGGUCUCGAAGGAAAAUGGCGAAGCUUAAAUCGAUAGCUGCACAGGAACUAAUGCGAGGGCGUGAAUCGUACCGAGGACCGUAUGGCGAAACACUCCUCUCGGACAUAUUGCUAACGCUUGUCUACCGUAAUGUAUGGAGCUCUUUCGUAUUCGUGUCGCUUCCAUAAUGACUCGACAAAGUACGAUUCCAUUGUGUGAGAACGGCAGAUGAAUUCUGAUAGCGCAUUCUUUCGAAAAUCGUCAGACGUAUGAUUUCAGAUAUUUUUCAAGCACUAGGAAUAUGACGAAAAGUGGGGCUAGAUUAAUCUACCUUGUGUACAUUUGGUCUUGUGAAAUAUCAAGGUUUGUUAGGUUAGGAUUUCUCAAAGAAGAUUGCUUUCGAUACGAUUAGAUGUCGGAGCGAUGUUCUGUAUGAACAGAACAAGGUUUUCAAUUAUUAAUUUUAGUGUUUAAAUUAUUGAUCAGUUUGUGAUAGAAAAUAAGAGCAGGAAUAAUAUAUUUGUAACGUGUAAUAUAAUUGUUUUGCAUAAACUAUUUGGAAAAAGGAAAAUUUCAAAUUACCUGAGAUUCUAAUAAGUUUAAAUUCACUAUCGUCCAUAGUAUUUUGUAUUACAAUUGAAAUAAAUACACUUUUAUUAAUUGA